Messenger RNA from Lachancea dasiensis, 795 nucleotides. The record is from the annotation of a GenBank genome assembly. NCBI's taxonomy places the organism in Eukaryota, Fungi, Ascomycota, Saccharomycetes, Saccharomycetales, Saccharomycetaceae.
AUGUGCGACGCCAAGGCCGUGAAAGUUCUGUUCAAGUCGCCAGUGACUGACGACAUGAUUCGGUUCCUCACCAACACCACGCUGCGUGUGAUUCCAUGCGACAGAGAACAAAAAAACGCGUAUCCGUCGCCGCCUUCGAGCCCACGCGAUACGCAGCCCCACAAAAGGUCGCUGCCCUCUCUGAUGACUUUCAUCUCGCGGCUGGUCCGCUACACCAAUGUUUACACCUCGACCUUGCUCACAGCUACUUGCUACUUGCACAAGCUGCAGCGAAUCCUACCUAGAGAUGCGCACGGACUGCCCUCCACCAGCCACCGUAUCUUCUUGGCGUGUUUGAUCCUCAGCGCCAAGUUCCACAACGACUCCUCCCCUCAAAACAGACACUGGGCCGAAUACACAGACGGCGUGUUCUGCUUGGAAGACGUGAACCUGAUGGAACGCCAGCUGCUGCAGCUGCUGGACUGGGACGUCAGGGUAGGCGAAGAGGACCUGUACGAGUCGCUGCAGCCGCUACUAGAGCCCAUCAAGCUCGAUCUACAAAGAUCUAGAAAGGUCAUGGCUCGCAAUUACUACCACCAGCGCAACAUCAGCGCCAGCUCCAGCACCAGCACUUUGGUGGGGACGCCCAGCUUGCAAUCGCUGAAAUCGGUGCCGUCGUGGUCCAGACUGCCGUCGUUGUCGAGGCUGUCGUCUUCGUCGUCGCUAUCGACAACACUAGAGACGCUUCCAGACAAAAUGGCGCUGGGCCCGCGCGGGCACUCGCCACACGACUACAACGCUGUGGCUAUGGUAUAG